Messenger RNA from Mytilinidion resinicola, 1488 nucleotides. RefSeq names its product PLC-like phosphodiesterase. Gene Ontology annotation, biological process: lipid metabolic process. The record is from RefSeq and is a predicted model, not a curated record. Gene Ontology annotation, molecular function: phosphoric diester hydrolase activity. The coding region runs from base 7 to 1488 and encodes 493 amino acids. NCBI's taxonomy places the organism in Eukaryota, Fungi, Ascomycota, Dothideomycetes, Mytilinidiales, Mytilinidiaceae. The transcript has a single exon.
CCCGACAUGACUCCAACUCUUACGAUCCGUAAUAUCACGUCAACCCCGCUUGAGCUGAAAGUAAUCGAACGGUACGAGAAAGCAGGUACAACAAGGAUAGCCAACGUGACCAGCACUUUCGGUCAUAUCACAGGAUUUGUUUCAAGAAGUGUCGGCAACAGCACUUCAUCCGUACCGUCAGCGCCUUCACUUGGGCUUCACGCCGAAAGCUUCAACCAGCAAGACGUUAGCAUCCGCAUCGAACCUUUCCAAACCCAAACCACCGACAUCCCAACCACAGAGCGAUCGUCCACUGAAGUCCUCCGCCUGACCUUCGAAAGUCAUGGCCAAAGAUACCGCCUGGACGCCACAGCGGCCACAAAAUCCCAAUCGUUCACUCCGUUAGUCGCAGACCCUCAACACCAAUACACGGGCAUCUUUGUCCCCGAAGACUCCCACCUCACUAUCUACUCCCCCAUCAACCUCACCUCCUGGAUGAAAGAUCUCAAAGACUCCACGCCCCUCUCCGCCCUCUCCAUCCCAGGCACCCACAACACCCCAACCCACUACAAGGCCCUCCCCUCCGUCCGCUGCCAAGCCGUGUCCCCCAAAGCGCAACUCGAAAACGGCAUCCGCUUCUUCGACAUCCGCGUGCAGCCUGAGAACCCCGCCGACCCAGCCAACGACGCCCUCAUCCUCGUGCACGGCGUCUUCCCCAUCUCCCUAACCGGCACCAAGCACCUCCGCGCCCUCAUCACCACCACGCUCGCCUUCCUCGCGGCCAACCCCUCCGAAACGCUCAUCAUGUCCCUCAAACGCGAAGGCACGGGCGCCUCGACCGACGCCCAGCUCGCCACCAUCCUGCACACGCACUACGCCACCUCGCCCGCGCUCUGGUACACGGCGCCGCGCAUCCCCACGCUCGGCGCCGCCCGCGGCAAGAUCGUCCUCGUGCGCCGCUUCGCCUUACCCCCGGAGCUGCAGGCCCUCAACGACGGCCGCGGCUGGGGGCUCAACGCCGAGAACUGGGCAUACAACACGGCGCACGACACGCACGGCGACGUGUGCGUGCAGGACUUCUGCGAGGUGCUCGAGGCCGUCAGCAUCGACCGAAAAAUCGCGUACACGACCGACCAUCUCGCCGCCGCUGCCAGGACGGUGAGCCCGGUUCCGGGCGUCACGACGGAUCGGGAGAAUCCCGUGCCGCCGGGCCCGCUGUAUCUGAAUUUCCUGAGUGCGAGUAAUUUCUGGCGCACCGGGUGCUGGCCGGAGCGGAUUGCGGCGAGGUUGAAUCCGGCGGUGACGGGGUAUCUGUGUGUGAAGCAUGAUGUUGGGGGCGAGGGGGAUGGGGGCACGGGGGUCGUGGUGUGUGAUUGGGUCGGGGAAGGGGGGGAUUGGGAUUUGGUGAGGUGUAUUGUGGGGAUGAAUCGGAAGAUGGAGUGGAAGGAGGCGGAGGGGGGUAGGGAGGGGGAGAGGACCAAGGAGGGAGAGGAAGGCGGAGAUUCGUAG